CCCGAUCGUGGCGCAAAACUUCAAAUUCUACAACUUUCUCUCCCGUUUUAUAAUAAAAAUACCCAUAAAAAAAAAAAAUUUCCCCCCGAUUCUGUUCUCCACAUAAAAAGUCGUUUUUGCGCUAAUGAAAAAGGUCUUAUGUUGAUACUGGAUCUUUUUUCCUUAUGUUUGCAUAAUAUUCUAUCGUACGAAUUGUGUUUCAGUUUUGCAUUCUUUUCAGACUUUCUUAAUUUUCUCUUUAAUUCAUCUAAUGUCGAACUUAAGAGAAACUGAUAUGGUAGGGACGUAUCCAAGAACGCUAGUCUUUAAUAUCAUUUAACUUGUUUUACAUUACUUGGUUAGCAAAAGCAUAGGAUCCAACAUGCUCAAAUAAUUUGUGUUUAAAUGUGGGAAAAUUUGUUUGCAAUAACGAGAAAAAAAAGAUUACAACAGAAAAAUACAACGUUCGGAAAACGAAUUUCUUGGCAACAGUAUUCCUAGUAAUUUUUCUGUUUUUCUUCUUAGGAAUGUUAGUGGAAUAUAUAGCUGAACGCACGGUAGGUUUAACAGACAAAUUUAUGUAUAGUAUAAUAUCGGAAAAAAUACCAUUUACAGCAACUCGUCGUCCUACAACCAUAUUUGCAGACACCGAGAACUUUUUCCAUUCAAUUACCUGGUGUCAUACGCCAUUCGAUGCUAAAUUCAAUGCUGAAUACAGGAAUGAAAAUACUUAUUUCUUGAAAGUUUAUUGUAGUCGAGAAAAUCAUAAUAUACCUGCCGGAUUAUGUCCCACAAUCGAUAAUUGA
Molecule: messenger RNA, 785 nt
Organism: Didymodactylos carnosus
Lineage: Eukaryota; Metazoa; Rotifera; Eurotatoria; Philodinida; Philodinidae
Source: the annotation of a GenBank genome assembly